UUAUUGUUUAUCAAAAAAAGAUCAGAGAAAUCCGAAGAGUUUUAUAAAUUUAAAAGGCAUGAGAGGUUCAAGAACAGCAUCUUCAGACAUGAGUGCUUGGUGUUCUGCUGUUGUGUUGUUGUCUUUAAUACUUUUGUUAUCAGUCAGAGAGAACAAUGCUUCUGAUUCCGUUAGAGGGUCUCAAUUCUCAGAGAAACCUUGCGAAGAGAUUUACGUCGUCGGAGAAGGAGAAACGCUUCACACCAUCGGCGAUAAAUGCGGCGACCCGUUUAUAGUUGAGAGAAACCCACAUAUCCAUGACCCGGAUGAUGUCUUCCCGGGUCUUGUUCUCAGGAUCGCACCUUUUUACUUCUCCAGAAAAGUGUCAGAUAUAUAGUCUUAAAAGUUUUUUUUUUUUCCUUUCAAAUUUUGGUUUGAAGCAGCGUACCUUUUCCUAUGUAAUUAUAUAUGUAUCUGUACAUGUAUAGACUAAAGGAAUUCCAAAAUAAAUACAGAGAUUUUUAA
Molecule: messenger RNA, 504 nt
Organism: Eutrema salsugineum
Lineage: Eukaryota; Viridiplantae; Streptophyta; Magnoliopsida; Brassicales; Brassicaceae
Exons: 1
Coding region: 59-376 (105 amino acids)
Source: RefSeq, a predicted model, not a curated record